Pyricularia oryzae 70-15 is the source of this 534-nucleotide messenger RNA. RefSeq lists its product as uncharacterized. Lineage: Eukaryota; Fungi; Ascomycota; Sordariomycetes; Magnaporthales; Pyriculariaceae. The transcript has a single exon. The coding region runs from base 1 to 534 and encodes 177 amino acids. The record is from RefSeq and is a predicted model, not a curated record.
AUGUCUACUGACGCCUGCACCCCUUGCCGCCCGGGCCAGUCCCCCCAGACCAACGCAGCAGCGGCCCUCCUGAUUGAGGUGUCCGAGCUGCGACUGGACCCGGGCCUCGAGAGGAAGCCAGCGGGCAAGAAAAACAAAGGCCCCAAGAUCAGCAGCGCCGCGCUCGUGGCCAUCAACACCGCCUGGGAGGAGACGUCGUACGUCGGCACCGUCGGCCGCUGGAUCCGGCAGACGUGCGCGCCCGACGCCCCGCCGCCCAAGAUCGUCUGCACCAUCUGCAGCGACGAGAUCGAGCCCGGCUGGAGCGUCGAGAGGCUCUACUCCCGCCGGUCCGAGCAUCCCGGAAGCGUGCUGCCGUGCAUGCACAUCGUCGGCACCGAGUGCUGGGCGAAGCUGGUCAGGGAGCAGGGUGAGCUGGACUGUCCGGUCUGCGGGGAGGGUAUUGGCACUGACCAGGGUCCCAGCGGAGUUGCCGUCAGCCUGUGGUCUUGGAUUGCGGCUGAUUUCCGCUGGCACAGAAAGGCCAAGGCGUAG